Molecule: messenger RNA, 2493 nt
Organism: Helianthus annuus (common sunflower)
Lineage: Eukaryota; Viridiplantae; Streptophyta; Magnoliopsida; Asterales; Asteraceae
Exons: 2
Coding region: 1-2493 (830 amino acids)
Source: RefSeq, a predicted model, not a curated record
AUGCCGGUUGUGCAAACAUCGUUAUGUGAGGGUUCGGGAAUCAACUUGGCAGGAACGGACGGAUGUCAGGGAUCUUCUUUGAACCAAGCAGCCACGGUUAAACCUUUGUCAUAUGCAGAUACGGUAACUGCAAAUAAUUCUAAGAAGGUUAACUUUCGAGCUCUUGCUAGUUCCGUGAUGCAGGAUGGGUGUGAUGUUGUUUUGCCGAGGGAAUCGGUGCGUGUUAUGAGUGAUAAGUUGGCAAACACUUUGUAUGGGUAUUUUUUGGGAGAUCAUUUUGCUUUUCCUGUUGUUGAUUACUUUGUGCGGAAGAAUUGGAAGAAUUACGGCUUAGAAAAAACAAUGAUGAACGCGAAUGGGUUUUUCUUUUUUAAGUUUAGUGAUGAACUUGGUAUGUUGAAUGUUCUCAAGGAUGGUCCGUGGAUUAUUAAAUCCCAACCGAUGUUUCUGAAUAGUUGGACGCCAACAACUAAACUAGAAAAGAAAGAGGUUAAGAAGGUUCAAGUUUGGGUUAAAAUUCAUGAGGUCCCUAUUGCGGCUUAUACGGAAGAUGGACUUAGCCUGAUUGCAACGACAAUAGGGGAGCCAAAGAUGCUAGAUUCCUUUACUGCUUCUAUGUGCACGGAUUCUUGGGGCCGUAGUAGCUAUGCUAGAGCAUUGAUGGAAAUUUCGGCUGACAAAGAACUGCGGGAAGAGGUCACAAUGGCUAUACCCGAACCGGAGGGGGAGGGUUUUGUUAAGGAGACUAUGUACGUGGAGUAUGAGUGGAGUCCGUAUCGGUGUGCCAAGUGCUGUGUGUUUGGUUAUUCAAAUGAGAUGUGUCCGAAACAACCGUUGAAAGAAACUAAAGUUCGAUAUGAGAGUCAAAAGCGCAAUAACCAACAAAUUAAACCAACAAAAAAGAUGCCCACUGUUGAUCAGGAUGGAUACACAGAAGUGUAUGGGAAGAAAAUGGCUCGUAGGGUUGGAAUUCCUGUUAACAAGCAAAAGUCGAAAUUCGAAUACAGACCUGUGGGACCGAAACCUAAGGGGGACGGUAACAAUGCCUCAAGUUCUAAUACUUUCAGGUCUAAUAAUCCGUUUGAAAUCCUUAAUGCUGUUGAUACGAGCUCGGGUCCAAGUAAUUCGGGUAGGGGCCCAGACGAUUCAGAUGAUGAUGAUGUUACGAAGGUUUAUAACGAGAUGGAUGACUUUAUGAUGAAUGGUUCACUGAAUAUUAAUAGUAAAAAAGGGGCAAGCACUCCUUCUCUUGAGGUUAAAGAUGAGGUUCGUCAGGCGGUGAAGGAUUAUAAUCUCAGUUUGUGUGCUAUAUUGGAGUCUCAUGUUGAUAUUGGUAAGCCUGAUAAAGUUUGUAAGUCCGUUUUUCGUAAUUGGGAUUGGACAUCUAAUGGGGCCAAAUGUGUCAAAGGUAUAAGAAUUAUUAUUGGUUGGAACCCAGCAAUUUUUGAUGUCGUGGUGUUAGAUCAAUCUGAUCAGGUUAUGCAUCUCCAGCUUAUUUUUAAGCUAGACAAGCGAAUGGUGUUUUGUUCUAUUGUGUAUGCGGCUAAUUAUUAUGUUUCUCGUAGAAGUUUAUGGCAAAAUCUUUCUAUGCACAAAGUUUUAGUGGGCGAUGACCCCUGGUUCGUAAUGGGUGAUUUCAACUCGGUGCUGAAUCUGGAAGACAAAUCCAUGGGGGCUUCAUCGAUCUCGGUUGGCAUGAAGGAUUUUCAAUCGUGUGUGGAUGAUAUUGAGAUGUUUGACAUUAAUAGUUCGGGAUUCCAUUUUACGUGGAACCAAAAACCAAAGAAGGGCGUUGGAUUACUAAAGAAAAUUGAUCGCGUUCUAGGAAAUACUCAGUUUGUGGCUCUUUUCCCGCGUGCAGUUGCUUUAUUCCACCCGUAUAGACUUUCAGAUCAUUGUCCAAGUAUCCUAAAAAUCCCGGAAGCUGGUAAAUUGAAACCGAGAUCUUUUAAAUUCGCUAACUUUCUGGUUCAUAAACCAGAAUUUCUAGAAAUUGUCAAUCGGGGUUGGAACACUAGAAUUAAUGGAGUGCACCAGUUUUGUGUAGUUAAAAGGCUUCGGCUUCUCAAGAAGCCACUUCGAGCUUUACUCUUUAAACAAGGUAACCUGCAUAACAAAACCAAAGAUCUCCGGGUGAAACUUGAUAGUCUUCAACAGUCGAUUGAUCGGGAUCCCUCGAAUGCGGUCCUUCGAGCUGAAGAAGUUACCAUUAUGAGUAGUUAUCAAGAAGCUUUACUGGAUGAGGAACGCUUUCUGAAACAGAAAUCAAAAGUUGAUUGGUUGCGAGCGGGUGACAUGAAUACUGCUUUUUUCCACUCUUCAUUGAAAAAUAGAAAUCAUCGUAGCAGGAUUGAGGUUAUCCAGGAUUCGGUUGGAAAUGUUUUCGAAGGAGACAGGGUCCAUGAUGCGUUUGUUAGCCAUUAUGAAAAGUUUUUGGGCUGUGAAGGAGACAUCUCACUCAACCGGCGCCAGAUUUAUUUGCUAAAAAGCUGA